Lasiodiplodia theobromae is the source of this 594-nucleotide messenger RNA. RefSeq names its product Maltose o-acetyltransferase. NCBI's taxonomy places the organism in Eukaryota, Fungi, Ascomycota, Dothideomycetes, Botryosphaeriales, Botryosphaeriaceae. The record is from RefSeq and is a predicted model, not a curated record. The transcript is spliced from 2 exons. The coding region runs from base 1 to 594 and encodes 197 amino acids.
AUGACAGAGCGCAAACGUGGUCGACCUCCGCAGCGUGUUCGUCCUUCGUCCAAAACCCCAAAGCGCAAGCCUGCCAAAGCCAGCGUCGAGAAAGGGCAAUUAUACAAAGCGAAACGCAUCCUCGACGAGGACAAGGCCAACUAUCUCAUCGAGUGGGACGAGAUCAAUCCAAAGACCAAGAAGCUCUACGAGCCGAGCUGGCACCCUAAAGCUUGUGCCACCCCUGCACUCAUUGCCCAGUGGAAGCAAGAUAAAGCAGGCAAAGAGUGGUCUGCCCAAGGGAUAGUCGCUGAAAAUGACUACUCGUACAAAAUCUCGUGGGAGGACGACCCAAAGACCGGCGAGGUCUACCAAGACACCUGGGAGCCUAAGGCCUUUGCUAGUGAAGCCAUAGUCAGAGAUUGGGAGCUGCGCAAGGCCGACCUCGAGGCACGAGCCAAGAAAACCCUCGCCAGUAAUGAUCGUGGGUCAGUUAGUGAGAGCGAGGAGGACGUGCAAGAACACUCAGAUGAGAGCGACGAUGAUGCUUUGCAGCAGCAAAUCGCCCAGGAAAUACAGUCAUCACCAUCCCGCUCUAAUACCCGCGGCCCUUAG